GGAUACUUAACCUUUGCGGCACGUGGGUGCCAUUCCUGGAACCGGCUGAGCAAGCAGGGAGUUCAAGGAGACUGGGACGCACUUUGCAAAGGAAUCGCUGGGGCGCAGCGAGUGCGUAAAAUCCAAGGAUCAAGAUGCCCCGGGGAAGCAGGAGUGUGGGGUCUCGGUCGGCUGCGGCCAGCAGCCCAGCACCAUCUCAUGCCCACCCCCCGGCUCACCCUCCUGCUUCGGCUGUGGCAGCCCCAGCUCAGCCCCAGCAGCCCGGCUUGAUGGCCCAGAUGGCCACCACUGUGGCUGGGGUAGCCGUUGGUUCCGCCGUCGGCCAUGUGAUUGGUGGUGCUCUGACUGGGGCGUUCAGUGGAGGUGGGAGCUCUGAACCGGCAAAGCCAGCCAGUACCGCUCAGGAGCCCAGGCAGCAGCCGGCCUAUCAGCAAUCCCAGUAUGGACCAUGCCAAUAUGAGAUGAAACAAUUCCUGGAUUGUUCUACCAACCAGAGUGACCUGACCUUGUGCGAGGGCUUUAAUGAGGCCCUGAAGCAGUGCAAGUAUAACAACGGGGUUGCUUCCCUCUUGUGAAGAGAAUUCCUACACUAAUGCAUUGAAAUGAGACUGUGGAGUAGAGCCACUGAAACCCAGUAGAGCCACUGAAACCCAAGAGGACUGGAAGAGCCAGUGAGCAGCAGACGACAAGGGCAGAGGAUCCAGCCAGAUCUUUAAACCUUCUUAGUGCAGUUCUGAGCUGUAAAUUAACAAGCCAAGAGAAUUCUGGUUGGAUUUUAAGACAUGGCUAGAGAACUGUGGAAUAAAAACGAUGGAUUAUUUUAAUGUA
Sphaerodactylus townsendi is the source of this 828-nucleotide messenger RNA. It is a transcript of the gene CHCHD10, whose product is annotated as coiled-coil-helix-coiled-coil-helix domain containing 10. Gene Ontology annotation, cellular component: nucleus; mitochondrion. NCBI's taxonomy places the organism in Eukaryota, Metazoa, Chordata, Lepidosauria, Squamata, Sphaerodactylidae. The transcript has 4 exons. The record is from RefSeq and is a predicted model, not a curated record. Gene Ontology annotation, biological process: mitochondrion organization. The coding region runs from base 135 to 575 and encodes 146 amino acids.